AUGGUGAAAACGUCAGAAUUACCGGUGCUAGACGACAUGACUAAACGUUUAGAUAAACCGUCGGACGGAUUAUCACCGGAAAGACAAGGAAUUAUUUACGGAAUGCGCACUAAUGGUAAAGAACAAAUUUUUGAAAUUUUUGAUAGAAAAUUCAAGUAUCUGCAUGCGACAAUAGAUGAAUUAUUUAUCGGUUCGGGUGAUUGGGUCAAAUAUGAUGUCAGGAAAUCGAAAGAAGGAUUCCCAGGAAUCGCAUAUGAGGCUUUCAAUGUGAGAGAAGUUGAGGAGAAAUCAUCGAAUCCAGCAACCGAUGAUUUUAAGCAUGUUGACCCUACGAAAUAUUUUAAAGGAGACGACAAACGUGUUGACACUUUCUCCUACAAUAUAAAUGGAAAUACUAUUGUGUUCAAAACUCGCUUGACGAUUCAGGAUGGUGUUAAAGGCCUUGGUGCCUACAAUUCAUACUACGGGCUGAUUCAUAUUGAACCAAAUGAAAUCCACCGACUUUUGAAUCAUGAAAUUCAUAUUUUUGACGCCGCUAUCGAACUAAUUCGUCCAGAGAAAUACAAAGGAGGUCCUCAUUUCCGCUUGCAGCAUUAUGUCAAAAACGGCCAAUAUUAUAGUUUGAGCGGAUUUUUGUCGAUUCUCGGAAAAGUUUGCCGUGGUCCUCGCGGGGUUGUUCGUGAUCGGAAACGUCCGGAAGACAUUAUAUUGGUUCAGUCGCCUGCACAGCCAGUUCUUCCAAUUCGCGAUGAGAAUUUCGGUGAAGCUCAAAGAGAUCCGGCUCGUUCCCCAUUUUACGAUAUCAAUUCAAAUUGUCCCCCAAUUUUUGGCCGAAAUCUCCCAACACCACUUGAACAAAGAAGGUAA
This is a messenger RNA of Caenorhabditis bovis, 867 nucleotides long. The record is from the annotation of a GenBank genome assembly. NCBI's taxonomy places the organism in Eukaryota, Metazoa, Nematoda, Chromadorea, Rhabditida, Rhabditidae.